Sesamum indicum (sesame) is the source of this 753-nucleotide messenger RNA. RefSeq names its product Sterile alpha motif (SAM) domain-containing protein. NCBI's taxonomy places the organism in Eukaryota, Viridiplantae, Streptophyta, Magnoliopsida, Lamiales, Pedaliaceae. Gene Ontology annotation, molecular function: protein binding. The record is from RefSeq and is a predicted model, not a curated record.
CCCCCCUCACCCCCCAAAUGUAGAGAAUCGCAGCCCUUAAUUUCCUAUAAUUUUAAAGGUUCUUUUUAUUUUUUUUCUUCCAAAAGGGGCCUUCAGUAUUUGGGUUCUGCGACAUGAGCAAAGACAAAGAGAGGCCACCGGAGCCUCUUGAUUUCUUUAUAUGGACUGUUGAGGAUGUUGGCUUGUGGUUGGAAGAAAUAAAUCUUGGUAGCUAUCGCCAAGUUUUCAAAGAAAAUGGGGUCAAUGGUGAGUAUUUGGAAGGGAUGUCAAUGUUCACAACCGAACAGAUCCUUCGGUUCAUAAGGAAGUGCCAUAUGAAAUGGGGUGACUUUAUAACCUUGUGCAAGGAGCUGAGGCGAAUAAAAGUGGCUUGCUUGAAAGGGGAGCAAAAGGUACGACGACCUUGGUGGGCUCCGUCUUGUCUUUCGGUUGUAUUUGUCAAGGCAGCGAAACGCAACAGGCAGUCUCGAGUCGUGUCUUUGAAGCUGGAACCUUGAUGUAGAUUUGCUUGUAUGUAACUACUUUUGAUUUUCAGUUGUCCCAUGUGUGGGAAGCCUAGAAAAGUAGGAAAAGGAAUACAUAAUAUAUUUCCUUUUGUUCUUAAAUUUUGCUAAGCAAUGUUGGGUUCAUCUUCUUCUUGGGAGGAGCCUUUCUCCUUUGUCUGCACAAAACUAUAAUAGUUCACUUUCUUUUGUUUGGGAUUUGUUGAGGAACAACAUAUCUAUAUAUAGACAAAGAUGUUUGGGUUCUGUA